Osmerus eperlanus (European smelt) is the source of this 5621-nucleotide messenger RNA. Its product is annotated as NACHT, LRR and PYD domains-containing protein 12-like. Gene Ontology annotation, molecular function: protein binding. Gene Ontology annotation, biological process: intracellular signal transduction. NCBI's taxonomy places the organism in Eukaryota, Metazoa, Chordata, Actinopteri, Osmeriformes, Osmeridae. The coding region runs from base 42 to 5009 and encodes 1655 amino acids. The record is from RefSeq and is a predicted model, not a curated record. The transcript is spliced from 23 exons.
GGCAGCAGAGACCAGCCUCACCUGUACCCAGCUGUGUGUCCAUGAAGAGUGACAGGUCUAUGGAUCUACCUCUCUUCUUCAGUGAUGGAGGAGGACCUUCUAGUGAGGAAGGGAUCAGGCAGCAGAGACCAGCCUCACCUGUACCCAGCUGUGUGUCCAUGAAGAGUGACAGGUCUAUGGAUCUACCUCUCUUCUUCAGUGAUGGAGGAGGACCUUCUAGUGAGGAAGGGAUCAGGCAGCAGAGACCAGCCUCACCUGUACCCAGCUGUGUGUCCAUGAAGAGUGACAGGUCUAUGGAUCUACCUCUCUUCUUCAGUGAUGGAGGAGGACCUUCUAGUGAGGAAGGGAUCAGGCAGCAGAGACCAGCCUCACCUGUACCCAGCUGUGUGUCCAUGAAGAGUGACAGGUCUAUGGAUCUACCUCUCUUCUUCAGUGAUGGAGGAGGACCUUCUAGUGAGGAAGGGAUCAAACGUCAGAGACCAGCCUCACCUGUACCCAGCUGUGUGUCCAUGAAGAGUGACAGGUCUAUGGAUCUACCUCCCACCUUCAGUGAUGGAGGAGGAGCUUCUAAUGAGGAAGGGAUGAGACAGCAGAGACCAACCUCACCUGUACCCAGCUGUGUGUCCAUGAAGAGUGACAGGUCCAUGGAACCACCUUUCAAUUUCAGUGAUGGAGGACCUUCUAAUGAAGAAGGGAUCAGACAGCAGAGGAGACCAGCCUCACCUGUACCCAGCUGUGUGUCCAUGAAGAGUGAUAGGUCUAUGCCUGAACCUUUCAAUUUCAGUGAUGGAGGAGGACCUUCUAAUGAGGAAGGGAUCAGACAGCAGAGACCAGCCUCACCUGUACCCAGCUGUGUGUCCAUGAAGAGUGACAGGUCCAUGGAACCACCUCUCUUCUUCAGUGAUGGAGGAGGACCUUCUAAUGAGGAAGGGAUCAAACGGCAGAGACCAGCCUCACCUGCACCCAGCUGUGUGUCCAUGAAGAGUGACAGGUCUAUGCCUGAACCUUUCAAUUUCAGUGAUGGAGGAGGACCUUCUAAUGAGGAAGGGAUCAAACGGCAGAGACCAGCCUCACCUGUACCCAGCUGUGUGUCCAUGAAGAGUGACAGGUCUAUGGGUCGACCUGUGGUGUUCAGAGACAAAGACAUUACUACUAAACAGAGGAUCAAACGGCAGAGACCAGCCUCACCUGUACCCAGCUGUGUGUCCAUGAAGAGUGACAGGUCUAUGGGUCGACCUGUGGUGUUCAGAGACAAAGACAUUACUACUAAACAGAGGAUCAAACGGCAGAGACCAGCCUCACCUGCACCCAGCUGUGUGUCCAUGAAGAGUGACAGGUCUAUGCCUGAACCUUUCAAUUUCAGUGAUGGAGGAGGACCUUCUAAUGAGGAAGGGAUGAGACAGCAGAGACCAGCCUCACCUGUACCCAGCUGUGUGUCCAUGAAGAGUGACAGGUCUAUGGGUCUACCUUUCAAUUUCAGUGAUGGAGGAGGACCUUCUAAUGAGGAAGGAGAUCAACAGAAGUCAGACCAGAGUCACCAUGACAACUUGUCUUCUAUAUUCACAGUGCUUGAGGAGACUGUCAUCAGGUUUGUGAAGGAAGAGCUGAAGAGGAUGAAGAGGAUUCUGAGUUCAGAUUUCCCAGAAGGCUUAGAGAGUCAGAGGGAGGACCAGGAAGUGGUGGACCCUGAAUAUCAGAAGCAGGAGAGCAGUGCCAGAGAGGGAGCUCUGAAGAUCACACUGCACGUCCUGAGGAACAUGAACCAGAAGGAGCUGGCUGACACUCUGGAGGAAAGAGAGCUUUCUCAUCAUAGACUCUCACGUAAACUCAAAUCUAAACUGAAGAAGAAGUUUCAGACUGUCUUUGAGGGCAUAGCUCAACAAGGAAACCCAACUCUUCUCAAUGAAAUCUACACAGACGUCUACAUCACAGAGGGUGAGAGUGCAGAGGUCAAUAAAGAACAUGAAGUGAGACAGAUUGAGACAGCAUCCAGGAAAUCAGCAAGACCAGAGACAGCCAUCAGAUGCAACAACAUCUUUAAACCCUCAGCUGGACGAGACACACCUAUCAGAAUUGUUCUUACAACAGGAGUUGCUGGCAUCGGAAAAACUGUCUCUGUGCAGAAGUUCAUCACGGACUGGGCUGAGGGACUAGCCAAUCAGGAAAUCCAGUUCAUCUUUCCUCUGCCGUUUCGAGAGCUGAAUUUGUUGAAGAAAAAAGAGUUCAGUCUGAUGGAACUUGUCCAUCACUUCUUCUCAGAAACCAGACAAUCAGGAAUCUCCAACUACGACAAGUACAACGUUCUGUUUGUCUUUGACGGUCUGGAUGAGUGUCGACUGCCCUUAGCCUUCAAAAAGAACAAGAGCUGGUCUGAUGUCACAGAGUCCACCUCAGUGGAUGUGCUGCUGACCAACCUGAUCAAAGGAAACCUGCUUCCCUCUGCUCUCAUCUGGAUCACCACUCGACCUGCAGCAGCCUAUCAGAUCCCUUCUGAGUGUGUUGACCUGGUGACAGAGGUACGAGGGUUCAAUGAUGCUCAGAAGGAUGAGUACAUCAUGAAGAGAUGCAGUGAUGAGAUCCUGGCCAGGAAAAUUAUCUCACACAUCAAGGCAUCAAGGACUCUCUACAUCAUGUGCCACAUUCCAGUCUUCUCCCUAAUGUGUGUGACAGUCCUGGAGCACAUGCUGAGAACAGAGAAGAAAGAGAAGAUGCCCAAGACCCUGACUGAGAUGUACACAGCCUUCCUGGUGUUACAGACCAAACAGAAGAAGGUGAAGUAUCAUGGGAAAACUGAGACAGAUCCACACUGGGAUGAAGAGAGCAUUAAGAGCAUUCUGUCACUGGGAAAACUGGCCUUUCACCAGCUGGACAAAGGCAACCUGAUUUUCUAUGAGAAAGACCUGACAGAGUGUGGCAUUGAUGUCCAUGAUGCCUCAGUGUACUCAGGAGUGUUCACACAGAUCUUCAGACAGGAUGGUAAAGUCUUCCAGGAGAAGGUGUUCUGCUUUGUCCAUCUGAGCUUUCAGGAGUUUCUGGCUGCUUUGUUUGUGUUUCUCUCAUUCAUCAACGAGAAUGAGAAUCUGAUGUCUCAGUCCACCUCAGACACAUCUGACGUCCACCUCUACAAGAGUGCUGUGGACAAGGCCUUGCAGAGUAAGAAUGGACACCUGGACCUUUUCCUCCGCUUCUUCCUGGGCCUCUCAAUGGAGUCCAAUCAGUCUGACUUACGAGGCCUACUGACUCAGACAAGAAGUAACACACAGAGCCAUAGGAAAACAGUCAAGUACAUCAAGGAGAAGAUCAGAAAGAAUCCUUCUCCAGAGAGAUGCAUGAAUCUGUUCCACUGUCUGAAUGAACUGAAUGACCAUUCUCUGGUGGAGGAGAUCCAACAGUCCCUGAGCUCAGGAAGUCUCUCCAGUGAGACACUCUCAUCUACACAGUGGUCAGCUCUGGUCUUUGUGUUGCUGACUUCAGAAGAGAAGAUGGAUGUGUUUGACCUGAAGAUAUACUCCAGAUCAGAGAAAGUUCUUCUGAGGCUGCUGCCAGUGGUCAAAGACUCCAAAACUGCUCUGUUGAAUGACUGUAACCUCUCAGAACGGUGCUGUGAAGUGCUGGCCUCAGCUCUCCCCUCCUCAGAGCUUACAGAGCUGGACUUGAGUAACAACAACCUGGGGGAUUCAGGCAUGAAGCUGCUCUCUGCUGGACUGGGGAAUCCACUCUGCAAGCUGGAGACACUGAGGCUGUCAGGCUGUCACAUCACAGAGGAAGGCUGUGCUUCUCUGAGCUCAGCUCUGAAGUCAACCUCCUUCCUGAGACAACUAGAACUAAGUAACAAUGAUCUGAAGGAUGCCGGCAUGAAGCUGCUCUCUGCUGGACUGGGGAACCCACUCUGCAAACUGGAGACACUGAGGCUGUCAGGCUGUCACAUCACAGAGGAAGGAUGUGCUUCUCUGAGCUCAGCUCUGAAGUCAACCUCCUUCCUGAGACAACUAGAUCUAAGUUACAAUGAUCUGAAGGAUGCCGGCAUGAAGCUGCUCUCUGCUGGACUGGGGAACCCACUCUGCAAACUGGAGACACUGAGGCUGUCAGGCUGUCACAUCACAGAGGAAGGCUGUGCUUCUCUGAGCUCAGCUCUGAAGUCAACUUCCAUCCUGAGACAACUAGAUCUAAGUAACAAUGAUCUGAAGGAUGCCGGCAUGAAGCUGCUCUCUGCUGGACUGAGGAACCCACUCUGCAAACUGGAGAUACUGAGGCUGUCAGGCUGUCUGGUCACAGAGGAAGGCUGUGCUUCUCUGGCCUCAGCUUUGAGGUCCAACCCCUUCCACCUGAGGGAACUGGACCUGAGCUACAAUCAUCCAGGAGAAAAAGGAUCGAAGCUGCUCUCUGCUGGACUGGAGGAUCCACACUGCAGACUGGAGAAACUCAAUGUGGAUCAUGGUGGAGAGUGCUGGAUCAAACCUGGUCUUAGGAAAUAUGCCUGUGAGCUCACACUGGACCCAAACACAGCAUACAGAGUCCUCUCUCUGUCUGAGGAGAACAGAAAGGUGACAUGGAGGAGAGAGGAGCAGCCGUAUCCUGAUCACCCAGAGAGAUUUGAGGACUGGGAGCAGGUUCUGUGUAGAGAGGGUCUGUCUGGGCGCUGUUACUGGGAGGCAGAGAGGAGUGGAAGAUGGGUUUCUAUAGCAGUGACAUAUAAAGGAAUCAGCAGGAGAGGACAGGUUGAUGACUGUGUGCUUGGAUACAAUAACAAGUCCUGGAGUCUGGAGUGUGAUGGUAACAGUUACUCUGCCAGGCACAAUAAUAAGAGCACUGCCAUACCUGCCCCCCCCUCCAGCUCCCACAGAGUAGGAGUGUAUCUGGACUGGCCGGCCGGCACUCUGUCCUUCUACACAGUCUCCUCUGACACACUGACCCACCUGCACACAUUCCACAGCACAUUCACUGAGCCCCUCUAUCCUGGGUUCUAUGUUCAUCCUGACUCCCCAGUGUCCCUGUGUCAGGUAGAAUAGCCCACACACACUCUCACACACUGUGCUCACAUAGAUGUCAUUGAAGAUUGAACUGUAUACAGUUGGAAUUGAUAUCCCAGAGUGUUUGUAAAUAUUGGUGUGUGUAGAAUGUUUGUUUUGUUUUAACCUUUAGAUGUAAAUAUUACUGAUAUUAAAUAUUAUUAAUAUCUCUAAAUAUUACCGACGCUUCCACCAGAGUGAGUUAUUUUUCCAAAACGGAAGCUAGCUUUAGUUAGCUUCCGUUACCUAGCAACCUAGCAUAAUACUCGUAGCAAUGCUACUACCUGCUAGUGUUACUUGUUAGCCUCCUAAUUGUACAUUUUGAAGCCAUACUACAGCGUUUGUCAUGUCGUUUUUGUCUAUCGGAAAAUAGUCGGUUGGAAUGUUCAGAAUCACACGUGCGACGUUACUCUGUGGGGCUUUCAAACUAUCGCACACGUGUGAUGCUGCUCCUUAACGGGUUAAUUGUUGACAAACAACAAUCCUGUCUUUGAUCUCAGUCCCACUGAAUGUGAUGAACUAAAUAGUGUCUUACUGCCUAAAUAAGGAGAAAUAAAGAUGUUUUAUACAGGAUGAUAGAAGACAUGCUGUGUGUUUGUUGGUGACCCAGUG